UAUCUGGAUAUAUAGUAGCGCCAGUUAAAAGCGAUUAAUACGAGAGAGGAAAAAAAAAAGAUGGAGAAUUCGCGAGCAUUAUCGAAGUGGUCGCAUUCCAAAUUCUUUUCGUCUCUAAAGCAGGUUGAAAAGAGACUAAAAUUAGAGCAAACAGCACCAGUAGAAUCUGAAUCUCAAGAGACACAAGGAAGCGACUCUGUUUCUAGUUGUUCAGCCAUGUUCCUUGGCAGUGCUCAUGGCUAUGGUGUUGUUCCCCAAGAUAGCAGUGAACCUCCUCUUGCGUUCCUCUCUAUUCCUCAAGGAUUCACAGCUACUCUUCCAUGUAGUGAUGGAACUGUAAACAAUGCUACUCAACGUGAUAAGACUGCAGUGACUGAUGAUGAUGACAUUGAGAGGCUAAUGCAGCUCUUGGGCUUAUCGGAGAAGGAACAACGGGAUGAUGAUCUUGAAGAAGAUGGGGAUUCUUGCCACUGUGAAGGUGGGUUUCAUUCAAAGAUCGUUGGAGUGGUGGGGCCCAAGUGUCGCAGGGAGGUGAAGCGGUUAGAUGGUUGGAUCAAACACUUCCUCAGUGGUGGUGGGCAAGACAAGUUAGAGCCUUUGAGACUUGCUCAUUUACUUUUAGGGAAAGCUGCUUUUGUUUCUGAGGGUUCUGAUGGUGCUUUUGGAGGAUUGGAGUUCCCUUCAACCAUUCAAGAAUUUCUUCAUAAUGAUCCUCCCACUAACUGAGGCAAUCAUCUUGUAUGACCUAUUCAGCUUUGUUGUUUUGUUCCAUGAUUUUCUUCUGUUUCCAUGUUAUAAGUAAUAUGUAGAUUUCAAGAUUUGCCUUCCAAAUUCAUAUCAUUUUCAGUGGAUAGUAUAGUUUUAGUUUGCCUUAUUUCUUAUAUGAUUAUAUGAUAAGAUCAUGUAUUUUGUAAGUUCCUUGAAUGCCACCUUCCAGCUUUCUGAAU
Messenger RNA from Arachis duranensis, 947 nucleotides. RefSeq lists its product as uncharacterized. The transcript has 2 exons. The record is from RefSeq and is a predicted model, not a curated record. The coding region runs from base 61 to 726 and encodes 221 amino acids. Lineage: Eukaryota; Viridiplantae; Streptophyta; Magnoliopsida; Fabales; Fabaceae.